Molecule: messenger RNA, 636 nt
Organism: Mesorhabditis spiculigera
Lineage: Eukaryota; Metazoa; Nematoda; Chromadorea; Rhabditida; Rhabditidae
Source: the annotation of a GenBank genome assembly
AUGUGUCGAGGAGUAAGAGUGGAGGAUGAGUUUACAUGGCUAUGCGGGUUCUGGAUGCGAAACCGCUCGAUUGUCAUUUGCUUGGCAACGAUGCAAUUCGUCGUGGCGUGCUUUGCAUUUUCACAGCACAUCUAUUCAAUGGUGGGAUUUCGGAAGAUAUUUGCAUGUAGCUUCAAUGAAACGAGUAUGGCCGAGGCGACAUUCUUGACUUAUGACAUUAUAAUAUUUGAUUUUGGUCUUUUUCACGAGUUGAUACAGGUUCAAGAAUGUAUAGCCAAUUACCUGGACGGUGGCUAUAUGAGAUGUCUCUGGUGCGUCGGGCAGGCAGCUGCCAUAUUGUUAGCGCUGUUUGUCUGCUCUUGUGUACGGAAUGCUCACCCACUAUUUCUCUGGCCUCUCCUAAUUAUGCAAAACGCCUACUGUUUUGGAUUGGUGAUUCUAACCAUUGCAACCGCUGACAAACUCCUCGUCUCCAUCCUCCAUCCGGUCGAUCCACAACUCAACUUGCUCAUUUUAUACUUUGGCCUGGGUACCGGCCUGAACCACCUCUUCUGCUACAUCCUCUGGCAUUUCUACUGGUUCGAAGAAUACCAAUUCACUGCUCGCACUGGUCGUCAUGUGCUCCCGUUUUGGGUC